AUGAAUACCUUAUAACUCCAUUACCUCAGCACCUGGCACUGAGACACAACUACACCUCAGCUGCUGGCUAUCCAGCAACAAAAGCAUCAGCAUCACAAGAGAGACCAAAAGCAACACUACUGUGGGCGGCGAAAGAAAUACAUGCCUCAACCUCCGCUAGAGGAUAUCCGCAUCUUGUCCAAUGAGUACAGCUCCAGGAGCAGGUUGAAACGCUCAUUUUCGGAGUCCCGGAGAAACAUGGGGCUGACUGUCGAAACUCUGGUGGUGGCAGACAAGAAGAUGCUGGAGAAACACGGCAAGGAGAACAUCACCACCUACAUCCUCACUGUUAUGAACAUGGUUUCCAGUCUUUUCAAAGAUGGCACCAUCGGAAGUGACAUAAAGAUUGUGGUUGUGAGCCUGUUACUUCUGGAGCAGGAUCCACCUGGGUUAGUGAUCAACCAUCACGCAGACCAGUCGUUGAACAGUUUCUGCCAGUGGCAGUCUGGACUGAUGGAAAAGAAUGGCAAGCGGCACGAUCACGCAGUGUUACUUACCGGAUUGGACAUCUGCUCCUGGAAAAAUGAGCCCUGUGAUACCUUAGGUUUUGCUCCUAUAAGUGGAAUGUGCAGCAAAUACCGCAGCUGCACCAUCAAUGAAGACACAGGCCUUGGCCUGGCUUUUACCAUUGCUCAUGAAUCCGGACAUAACUUUGGCAUGAUUCAUGAUGGAGAAGGAAACCCAUGUCGGAAGACUGAAGGUAACAUCAUGUCACCGACUUUGGCUGGGAACAAUGGAAUCUUCUCAUGGUCUGCAUGCAGUAGACAGUAUCUCAACAGGUUCCUCAGUACAGCUCAGGCCUCUUGCCUGGUGGACGAACCAAAGCAACUGCGCGAGUACCAGUACCCUGAUGGACUGCCGGGGCAGCUUUACGACGCUGACACACAAUGCAAGUGGCAGUUUGGCGCAAAAGCCAAGUUGUGUUCCCUUGACUUUGUGAAGGACAUUUGCAAAGCUCUUUGGUGUCAUAAGAGUGGCCACAGAUGUGAAACAAAGUUUAUGCCAGCUGCAGAGGGCACAGUCUGUGGACCCAACAAGUGGUGUCGACGAGGUCAGUGCUUGAAAUAUGGAGACGAUGGGCCCAAGCCCAUUAAUGGUCAGUGGUCCAACUGGUCAGAGUGGUCGGAAUGCUCGCGGACUUGCGAUGGUGGAGUAAACUACAAGGAAAGACACUGCAACAGCCCAAAGCCUCAGUAUGGUGGAAAGUUCUGCUAUGGCUCCAGUAGAAUCUAUCAGAUGUGCAACAUCCAGGCUUGUCAGCACAGCAGCGUUCUGUUUCGGGCCCAGCAAUGUGCUGAAUAUAACAGCAAGCCCUUCAGGGGAUGGUACUACAAGUGGAAGCCCUACACAAAGGUCAAUGAUGAAGAUGUUUGCAAGUUGUACUGCAUAGCUGAAGAUUUUGACUUCUUCUUUGCCAUGUCCAACAAAGUGAAGGAUGGAACUCGCUGUAUAGAGAAUAAAUUUGAUGUUUGUAUCGAUGGCAUUUGUGAGGCAGUGGGAUGUGACCGUGUCCUAGGGUCAAAGGCUGUCGUGGAUGCUUGCGGAGUAUGCAAUGGUGACAAUUCAACUUGCAAGUUCUUCAGAGGGCAGUAUCAUCAACAGCACCGGGCAAAUGAGUACUACGUUGUUGUCACGGUACCGGCUGGGGCUCACAGCAUUCAUGUGCAUGAGCUGGAGAUCUCAACAAGUUAUUUGGCAGUGCAUAACCUGAAGGGCAAAUACCACCUGACUGGGGAUUGGACAGUCGACUGGCCAGGGCAGUUCAACUUUGGAGGAACUGUGUUCGACUACCGGCGCUCGUUUAACACACCAGAGAGCCUGUACUCAGCGGGACCGACUAAUGAGACACUCGCCUUUGAAAUCCUUUUACAAGGCAAGAAUCCAGGUAUCGCCUGGGAGUACACGUUACCGAAGGCUGUUAAUGAAAGCAAGACCACUGUUCGGAGACACAACUACACCUGGGUGGUCGUGCCAUCAGGUUGCUCGGCAUCAUGUGCAGGAGGAAAAAUGGUGAGCACCGCCUACUGUCUACAGGACCACCUCAUUCAAGUCAAUUCCACCUUAUGUCUCGCACAGACAAGGCCAGUAACCGGAUCAAUUACCUGCAACACUCAGCCCUGCGCUGCAAGCUGGUCUACAGGCAAGUGGAGUGACUGCAGCAGGUCUUGCGGUGGUGGUGAGCAAACCCGACAGAUCCAGUGCUUCCGCAAGGCAGCUUUCCAGCGAGAUGAAGCGGUGCCACGCUCCAUGUGUCCUCUGGUGGCACCCGCCCAGACACAGCCCUGCAACACCCACGACUGCCCACCCGAGUGGAGUAGUGGAGCGUGGACCCAGUGUUCCAAAACUUGUGGCAGGGGAAUGAGGAAACGUGUUGUCUACUGCAGAAGCACCAACCCUUCAUCAAAGCCUCAUGCCAUACCUGAGAGCCUGUGCAACCAGGAACUCAAGCCGAAGAAUCAGGAGAUGUGUGUGCUCCGGCGGUGCCCAAAGAACGACAGACUGCGGUGGAUCACGUCAACCUGGACUGAGUGCUCCGUAACCUGUGGCCUUGGCCGGCAAAAAAGGGAGCUGAAGUGCAGUGAGAAAAGCCUGUCAGGGAAAUACCUCGAGUUUCCUCAGAGAAGAUGUCGUCACUUGCCCAAAGCAAACGUUGAGCUCGAACGUGUAUGUAACAUGGGAGAAUGCCCCAAACCCUCCAUGGAUCAAAUCCUCAAACACGCUGCAUCAGCGUGGUAUGCUUCACCAUGGCAACAGUGCACAGUAACCUGCGGGGGAGGAGUCCAGAUGCGUACAGUGCAUUGCCUGAGGCAAGGCCGGUCUGCAGUCGGAUGUCCAGCCCAUCAGAAACCAGCAGUGUCGAGAGCGUGUAACACCAGCUUCUGCCCAUCACCCAGAAAAGAUCUCAACUGCAUCGACUUCUUCAGCUGGUGCCACCUGGUCCCGCAACAUGGCGUCUGUGGCCACAAGUUCUACGGCAAACAGUGCUGCAAAUCCUGCAGCAAAACCAACCGAUAG
Carcharodon carcharias (great white shark) is the source of this 3054-nucleotide messenger RNA. RefSeq names its product ADAM metallopeptidase with thrombospondin type 1 motif, 18 (gene adamts18). NCBI's taxonomy places the organism in Eukaryota, Metazoa, Chordata, Chondrichthyes, Lamniformes, Lamnidae. The transcript is spliced from 21 exons. The record is from RefSeq and is a predicted model, not a curated record. Gene Ontology annotation, molecular function: metalloendopeptidase activity. Gene Ontology annotation, biological process: proteolysis; extracellular matrix organization. Gene Ontology annotation, cellular component: extracellular matrix.